AUGCGCCUUCCUCGCCACAGAGUCCCGCUGGGACGGCGAGCAUAUCAUGACGACUCCUUCGGCUUUCGCGCACCGCGGACCUUCACGCUUCCGGACUAUACACCCGCGCAGUUGCGCAAUCGCGCUGAGAACGCUACGCUCCUGCGCUACGUCGACUCAGUCCGGACGCACGGUCACCGCGCCGCGCGCAUCGACCCGCUUGAUCUGCUCGCGCGUGACCCUGUUGCAGCCCUUGAUCCUGCGCGCUACGGCCUCUCAACUCCGACGUCCACCUUCAACGUCGACGGCAUCCUCUGGACCAAGCCAGUCGGCGAGUCCUCGCCGGAAGAAUGGUCGCUCUCCGAGAUCGACGACCGCCUCAAGGCCAUCUAUGUCGGCCGCAUUGCGUACGAGUACAUGCACUGCAGCUCCAAGAACGAGCGGCUCUGGUUCAGCCACGUUCUCGAGAGUCAAGACCCGGCUUCGUGGCGCGCGAGUGAGGAAAACAAGAAGAGGCUGCAUGAACUCGUUGCACAGAGCGAGGUGUUCGAUCAGUUCCUACAGGCGAAGUUCCCGAACUUGAAACGAUACGGCCUCGAGGGCGGCGAGAGCAUGAUUCCCGCGCUUGAUACCCUCUUUGCCGAAGCCGCAUCCGCUGGCAUUCAGACGAUCUCGCUAGCGAUGCCUCACCGCGGGCGCCUGAACCUACUCACCGGCCUACUCAAGUUCGACCCUGCCGCGCUCUUCGCAAAGAUUCGUGGCGCGAGCGAGGUUCCGGAGGAACUCGGCGCCACCGGUGAUGUUAUCUCCCACUUGACGGCCAGUCCGACUUUGGACUACAGUGGCACGAAGGUGGAAGUCCAGCUCCUGCCCAAUCCUUCGCAUCUUGAGGCUGCGUCGCCCGUCGCGAUGGGCGUGACGCGUGCGAAGCAGUACGCUCUACUCGACCAAUCUCCUGAAGACUGCACACUGGGCGACCGUGCUCUCUGUGUCCAACUUCACGGCGACGCGUCGUUCACUGGUCAAGGAGUUGUCAUGGAGUCUCUCGGUCUCAGCAACCUCCCGCACUACACAAGUGGUGGAAGCGUACACAUCGUUGUGAACAACAACAUCGGCUACACGACUCCUGCGGCUUCUGCGCGCUCUUCGCUUUACAGCUCGGACAUCGGCAAGAUGAUCAAUGCACCUGUCUUGCACGUCAACGGCGACUACCCAGAAGAUGUUGCGCGCGCGGUCGAGAUCGCAUUUAAGUACCGCCAGCACUUCCGCAAGGACAUCAUCAUCGACCUUUUGGUGUACCGCCGCUGGGGACAUAAUGAACUGGAUGAACCGGCCUUCACACAGCCUGCGAUGUACUCUCGCGUGCGUGCGCGCAAGAGCGUACCCACGUUGUAUGAAGAGGCGCUUGUCAGCGAUGAGAUCCUGUCCGCCGACGCUGCUGCGAAUGUCAGGUCGAGCUACAAGGCGCACCUCCAGUCGCGUCUCGAUGCUGUGGACUCGUACAAGCCGACUCUACCGGCGCCAGGCAACCCUGAAUGGAACAAGCUUGUCUGGCCACCCAGCGCCGAAGCCCAGCGUAACCCGGAGACAGGUGUAUCGCGCGACGUACUGCAACAAGUCGGACGCGCGAGCGUUGCUGUUCCCGGCGGGUUCGAGAUUCAUCCCCGUCUGCAACGACAUGUCAAGGCACGCCUCGGUGCGAUUGAGAAGGGCGAAGGUAUCGAUUGGGCAACUGCUGAGGCGCUGGCGUUCGGUUCACUCUUGCUCUCCAACCACAACGUGCGCAUCUCCGGUCAAGAUGUCGGUCGCGGUACUUUCUCGCAACGCCAUGCUAUGCUUGUUCAUCAGCAAACCGAGCGUGUCGUUGUCCCGCUCAACCAUUCGUUCGAAGGCGAGAAGAACGCCGGAAAGCUUGAACUCGCAAAUAGUUCCCUGAGCGAGAUGGCUGUCCUCGGCUUUGAGGUUGGCAUGAGCUGGGAGUCGCCGCGUCUUCUCCCGAUCUGGGAGGCGCAGUUCGGCGACUUCUUCAACGGCGCACAGGUCAUCAUCGACACGUUCAUCUCGAGCGCCGAGACGAAAUGGUUGAAGCAGAGUGGACUCGUAAUGCUGCUCCCCCACGGUCUGGAUGGUGCAGGGCCGGAACACUCGAGCUCGCGCAUUGAGCGCUUCUUACAGCUUACGAACGACCGAUACACGGCGAACGACUCGGACGCUCGUAUCAAUAUGCACGUCGUCUUCCCGACGACCCCCGCGCAGUACUUCCACCUCUUGCGCCGGCAGAUGUUGCGCAACUACCGCCGCCCACUCAUCGUUGCUGGUCCCAAGGGCCUCCUUCGUCUUCCGGCCGCUGCUUCGAAACUGGUUGACAUGGAGCCUGGCACGACCUUCCUGCCCGUUCUUGAUGACCCGCGAGCCCCACACGAGACAGCCGAACGCAUUCUUCUCAUCUCCGGAAAACUCUACUACGACCUCGCGGCCUCCCUCCCCGCUGACCUCGCAUCCAAGAUUGCAAUCAUCCGACUCGAAGAGCUCGCGCCCUUCCCCUUCUCCGCUCUCUCCUCCGUACUAUCAAAGUAUCAGAACGUGGAUCUGAGCAAAGAGGGCGCGGUAACGUGGGUGCAAGAGGAGCCAAAGAACCAGGGCGCGUGGACGCAUGUUUCGUUGAGGUUGAGAGAGGUUGUUAGGCGGGAUGGCUCUGGGGGAGGAAAGAGGAUGCUGUUCCUGCGCCUGGGACGGGCAGGGUAUAUAAGCGUGAGCAGGAGGAGGUUGUUAAGGGUGUCUUUGGCGCGCUAG
Peniophora sp. CBMAI 1063 is the source of this 2772-nucleotide messenger RNA. The record is from the annotation of a GenBank genome assembly. NCBI's taxonomy places the organism in Eukaryota, Fungi, Basidiomycota, Agaricomycetes, Russulales, Peniophoraceae.